AUGUCGGCCGAGAGCAUACUUGGCCUCACAGAAGAUUUGCUUCCUGCCAAUAAAAGUGGGAGAUCAACCAUUAAAAUUGGUGCAAGCAAACCAGAAAGAGAAAAAACAGACACUAUUAUAUCAAAAUCUUUUUUUCGAGAUAAAACUGUGUACAUCAAUUUAACAGACACAAAGAUAAUAGAACGAAUUCAAAACUCUCUUACGCAGCUUAAUGUGAAAAUUAUCAGAGAUAUGUUAUUGGCCGAAAUUAUUAUCUCACCAACACCCGUGAAACUUAAUCUUCCUAAUCCUAAUUCAUCGCGUGGUGCUCUUUUACUUAAAAAUGCAAGUAUAAUUCAUGAAUUACCAAAAUUGGUUUUACUAAAACAAAUCCCUUGGGCAGUUCGCGAGUACGAGCCAGAGAAAUUCAUAAAUGUUAACGAAUUGACCAUUGUUGCAGACUUAUUUUCGAGAUACAGACCAAACUUUCAAAGAAAUUCACACAAUCCUAAAAUUCACCUUGGCUAUGUUCCAAAAGGAUAUACAAUUACACCAUUUGAACAAAUUCCAACAGAUAUCGAACCAACUAUGAAAAGAAUUCAAUCUCAUCUAAAACCAAGGGAUGAAGCUGAUUAUGUGAAAGGUCCACAAGAUGGCGAUUAUUGUGAGAUAUGUGGCUGUUCAUUCCAGAAUGCAGAACAGCAUCACAACUCUCCAGAGCAUAUAUAUAAUUCGACAGAUCAUGUUUGGGAAGAUUUUGAUUGUCUUGCAAAUCUUACCACACAGAAGAAAUACCAAAAACUCUUUUAA
Trichomonas vaginalis G3 is the source of this 789-nucleotide messenger RNA. RefSeq lists its product as uncharacterized. The transcript has a single exon. Bases 1 to 789 code for a protein of 262 amino acids. The record is from RefSeq and is a predicted model, not a curated record. NCBI's taxonomy places the organism in Eukaryota, Parabasalia, Trichomonadida, Trichomonadidae.